Molecule: messenger RNA, 2302 nt
Organism: Drosophila rhopaloa
Lineage: Eukaryota; Metazoa; Arthropoda; Insecta; Diptera; Drosophilidae
Gene: Ir76a
Exons: 8
Coding region: 241-2214 (657 amino acids)
Source: RefSeq, a predicted model, not a curated record
GUACAGUUUUCCUUAAUAAAAUACGUUAUUCUUGGACUUCGAGUCAUUUUGCCUCACCUAAAGACCCGCUUAGCAAGAAUAACUUUCGUCAGGUACUUUACAACAAAAAUCUAAUGGUUUUCAACAUUAAUUAAAUUGAAAUAAUACUGACUGCGUAUAAAACGUGAAACAGAAAAAACACCUAUAUUAUCUGCAGAACAAUUUUUUUUAAUUGAGUUAUUUACGUGGUUAAUUUAAAAUAUGCAUUUCGAAAUGGCCGAUUUUUUGUUAGAGCCUUAUUACUGGAGUACUGUUCUUAGUUUUCUUGCUCAGCAAUACUUUACGGAUUCUCAUGCCACUUGUAUUUUGUUGCAUCCUUCGUUCGAUGUUCGUCUGGAAACGGUUGCACCGCUACCAUUAAUCAUCAUGGACUCGCAGGGAUGGUUAGACCAUUCUCAUGGAAAAGAUGUUUAUGAUUACAAAAGAAAACGACUUGAGUUUGAGGGCAAGGGAAUCCUCUUCAACGAUUGGAUUCUUAGGCUGACUGUUGCCAUAGAAAAGUCCCACUGUCAGACUUUCUUAGCAUUUCAGGAGCAGAUUCCCGAGUUUGCAAGAUCUUUUUAUCACGCCAGUAUCUACUCCAUUUGGCGAUCGCUGAGUAAUCGGUUUAUUUUUGUGUACACCGAAGAGCUGGUAGAAGAAAAAGAUAACUAUCUGAGUGGAUAUAUAUUCCAAGAUCAACCAAAUAUUUUACUUGUAACCUCAAACAACCUGAACUCAAGCACCUUUGACAUUAAAACUAACCGAUUUGUUGGACCGCGAAAUUUCGAUCCCAACCCGGGACCUGUCGAAUUUGAUCUUAUCCAACAGUACGAUGCCGAGAACGAGGAGAUUAUCUGGGACGUUGGGACGAAGAGUACUAUGACCGACAAAAUGCGAAACCUUCACGGACGCGAGGUAGUCAUUGGCAUCUUUGACUAUAAGCCUUUUAUGCUGUUGGAUUAUGAAAAACAGCCGUUUUUUUAUGAUCGCUCUGAGAAUACGACGGAAGUAACCAUCGAUGGUACUGAUAUCCGACUAAUGCUCAUCUUCUGCGAGCUAUAUAACUGCACCAUUCAGGUGGACACAUCUGAGACGGCCGACUGGGGUGAUGUCUUUCCGAAUGCCUCGGGCUAUGGUCUUGUAGGGAUGGUUCUUGAUAGACGAAACGACUACGGCAUUGGUGGCAUGUAUUUAUGGUACGAGGCAUAUGAGUUUAUGGAUAUGACUUAUUUUUUGGGCCGAUCUGGAGUCACCUGUCUAGUUCCUGCUCCAAAUCGUCUAAUCAGCUGGACCCUCCUGCUCCGACCUUUCCAGGCUGUCCUCUGGAUGAGCGUGAUGUUCUGUUUGCUGCUCGAAAGCAUAGCCCUUUGCAUGACCCGCCGCUGGGAGCACUCCUCGAAUUAUCAUUUUAAUUCCUGGAUCGGAAGCCUCCGCUUCGGUUGCAUAAGUACACUAAAACUCUUCGUUAACCAGAGCACCAGCUAUGUGACCAGCUCGUAUGCUCUGAGAACAGUUCUGGUAGCCAGCUACAUGAUCGACAUUAUCUUGACUACCGUCUACAGCGGCGGACUGGCGGCCAUCCUAACACUACCCACUCUGGAGGAGGCGGCAGACUCUCGGCAACGUCUUUUUGAUCACAAGCUCAUUUGGACAGGGACUUCACAGGCCUGGAUUACCACCAUUGAUGAGCGGUCAGCAGACCCAGUUUUGCUUGGCUUGAUGGAGCAUUACCGGGUGUUUGAUGCUGCUCUGAUUUCCGCCUUCUCGCACACGGAGCAAAUGGGAUUUGUGGUGGAGCGUAUGCAAUUUGGACAUCUGGGUAACACCGAGCUUAUAGCCAACGACGCUUUGGAGCGCCUGAAGCUUAUGGUGGAUGACAUUUACUUCGCAUUCACAGUGGCAUUUGUGCCACGCCUUUGGCCACAUUUGAAUGCCUAUAACGACUUCAUCCUGGCCUGGCAUUCAUCGGGCCUUGACAAAUUCUGGGAGUGGAAAAUCGCCGCGGAAUAUAUGAACGCACACCGCCAGAAUCGCAUUGUGGCCUCCCAGAAACCGAACCUGGAUAUAGGACCCGUCAAACUGGGCAUCGACAACAUCAUUGGUUUAAUCCUGCUUUGGUGCUUCGGCAUGAUCUGCAGCCUUCUCACUUUUGCGGUAGAGCUGUGGAGAGGUCGUGACACGUCCGUACUAUAGGUGUUUUUUAUUUUCUUGAACUUAAAACGAUUGUAGAACAUAAUGAAAUUCUGAAAAAUUAGUUAUAAAAAAAAUCAUCGAUGGCCUA